Sinocyclocheilus rhinocerous is the source of this 1904-nucleotide messenger RNA. RefSeq names its product cyclin-dependent kinase 14. The transcript is spliced from 15 exons. Gene Ontology annotation, cellular component: cytoplasm; cytosol; nucleus. The coding region runs from base 116 to 1432 and encodes 438 amino acids. The record is from RefSeq and is a predicted model, not a curated record. Gene Ontology annotation, molecular function: cyclin-dependent protein serine/threonine kinase activity; cyclin binding; ATP binding. Lineage: Eukaryota; Metazoa; Chordata; Actinopteri; Cypriniformes; Cyprinidae. Gene Ontology annotation, biological process: protein phosphorylation.
CGAGAGAUGCUUUGAAUGCAGCGAUUGGCCUGCAUGCGCUUCGUCUGCAUGCGAGAGGCACUCAGGUGAGCUGUUUCCUGCAAACAGUGGCUGCAAUAAGAUAUGUGUCACCAAGAUGUCCACUCGCAGCUGCCAGGGAUCGGACUCGCUCAUCAAGCCCCUGGACACUAUCCCUGAGGACAGAAAGGUGCAGCGGACGCAGAGUGGCUUCGACCCCUUCGAGAAGCCGGCUGGUCAGGUGAAGCGCGUGCACUCGGAGAACAACGCCUGCAUCAACGCCAAGAGCUCGUCCUCCGGGAAAGAGUCUCCCAAACUCCGCCGCCACUCCAGCCCCAGCUCCCCCACGAGCCCAAAGUUUGGAAAGGCAGAUUCGUACGAGAAGCUGGAGAAGCUCGGCGAGGGAUCCUACGCCACCGUCUACAAAGGAAAGAGCAAGGUGAACGGGAAGCUGGUUGCGUUGAAAGUGAUUCGUCUGCAAGAGGAGGAGGGAACGCCGUUCACUGCGAUUAGAGAGGCAUCUCUGCUGAAAGGCCUGAAACACACCAACAUCGUGCUGCUCCACGACAUCAUUCACACCAAGGAAACCCUGAUGCUGGUCUUCGAGUAUGUGCACACAGAUCUGUGUCAGUACAUGGACAAACAUCCCGGCGGCCUCCAUCCAGACAACAUCAGGCUGUUCCUGUUCCAGUUACUGAGGGGUUUGUCUUACACCCAUCAGCGCUACAUCCUUCACCGGGACCUGAAACCACAGAACCUGCUCAUCAGCGACACCGGAGAACUCAAACUGGCCGACUUCGGUCUGGCCCGUGCGAAGUCGGUCCCCAGCCACACGUACUCUAAUGAGGUGGUGACGCUCUGGUAUCGCCCUCCAGACGUGCUGCUGGGAUCCACAGACUACUCCACCUGUCUGGACAUGUGGGGUGUCGGAUGCAUCUUCGUGGAAAUGAUCCAGGGAGUGGCGGCAUUCCCGGGCAUGAAGGACAUUCAGGAUCAGCUGGAGAGGAUAUUUCUGGUUUUGGGGACGCCGUCGGAGGAGACGUGGCCAGGUGUUCACUCACUCCCGCACUUCAAACCAGAGGAGACAACACAUACACACAAAGCGGUCUCGAAGACAAAGAAACCUGAAGAUCGAUUCACUGUCUACAGUCCCAAGAAACUCAGACAAGCCUGGAAUAAGCUGGGUUAUGUAGAUCAUGCUGAAGAACUGGCUUCCAGAUUUCUCCAGUGCUUCCCAAAGAACCGUCUCUCGGCCCAGGCGGCGCUUCAUCACGAGUACUUCAGCCAUCUGCCCCCGAGACUCUGGGAGCUGCCUGACAUGUCUUCAAUCUUCAGCGUUCCCACCGUUAAGUUACAGCCUGAGUCUGGCGACAGCAUCCAGGUGUGCAGUAAGAGCAACAGUCACGGCAAAGCGACGUCAAACAGCAAACACUGACCCGGAGCCAAACAGGUUGGCGCUGUCAGCCGUCAAGAUAUGAAAAAGACAAAAAGAAGAAGGAGACGGGAACGACACUUAAUGUUUAUUUAAAUUAUUUCAUUUCCGGUUGGUUUGACCUUCCACAUGGGACUGAGAGCAAAUCAGUCAAAUCUGAGUUUUACCAUCAGGAAUGUGGCGUAACAUUCCCACAUCGACGGCAAGCGAGCGACGUUCGGACUUCGAAAGGCAAUUAAUACGAACUGUUUGUGUAUGUAGCUACCUAUGUAUAGCUACCUAUGUACAAAUGUUUGUACAGUUAAAUACGUGUCUAUCUAAGAGAACAAACCAAAUGCCCUCCCGUGCACAAUCACGCAUUAUCGAGACCAAGCUGGCAUUUUGCAUUUCCUGCAAUCUUACACAUUAUUGGCUAUGGUACGGUCCAGCUGCACGCCCAAUAACAUGACAAUAAUUUCCACAGUAAUAACUAGGG